Messenger RNA from Hypoxylon trugodes, 1556 nucleotides. RefSeq lists its product as uncharacterized. Bases 212 to 1375 code for a protein of 387 amino acids. NCBI's taxonomy places the organism in Eukaryota, Fungi, Ascomycota, Sordariomycetes, Xylariales, Hypoxylaceae. The record is from RefSeq and is a predicted model, not a curated record. The transcript has a single exon.
AGAAGGUGGGAUGAUAUGCGCUGUAUCACUGGCGCAGCUUAAACAUACUGCCCUUUAUAAUUGCACAGGCUUUCUCUUCCUUGCAAUAUUUUCUUGUCUACUACAUAUAUAUUGACGUCUGGAGUCGACAUCCAACUUUGACUCUAGCUCGAAUCGAUUCUAAUAAAGAUAUUUAGAAUACACUAUCGACAGGGUAACCUGUACUAACGAAAUGGAUUCACACUUUGUUCUUAACCCACAAGAGCCGGCGUCGAAACCGGGAAAAUCAGAAGCGACACAAACAAGCCCCGGGCCGAUAGUGACGCUACCGUCCAUAGAAUCAAUCCAGCAGCCAUCGCGAUUUGACUUUUCAUUUGAACUACCACCCAUCAGAACUCCCGGUGAAAUAUCAUCGACAACUGAGUACCCAGCUUCGCUGACAACUCGCACGCUAUACCCACCAUCGCCAGAAAAACAACCCAAUCCCCACACCGAACCAGAUUUCAGCGAUGUGAAUCAGUUAGUUGCGCUAAUAAGGGAAAAUCCGGGUUUUUUCAAGCCUAUACCUAGUUCAGGAGAUAGGCGGUCCGUCGUAGAGACCUGGUACGCAUUUUUAAAAUGUCCUAUGCAUGUCUCUAACAACGAUCUGGAGCGAGUUAUCCGCAUGGAGCACUUCGUGGAUAAUGUGUAUCCUCGGAGGUUCUUCUACUUGAAAUCAUGGGCGCUUCGGAUAUGUGAUCUCGUUGUUUUGGAGAAUUAUCUGAAGAACCAGGAGAAGACGUUUGAAGAGUUACGAGUUUGGUAUCUGAUCUGUCGGGCUGAAGGACUAGGAGUAUCUGAUCGACUCAUCGUCCGAUAUAUUGGUUACUGCGAGUACGAAGACGGGCAGGUUCCACCUUCUCAUCCACGAUACGAACACCUUCAUACGCCUUUGAAAGGUGUACUCCCAGAAUUCCUAACGGGAAUAGAAGCUGUGCUACCAGAAGUCGCAGAGUCGGUUCAAACUCACUUACUUCCGCAUCAUUAUGGAGAGAAGACACCACUAAAACGUAUAGGCGCCGCCUGGAUUGAGUUCUUCGGUGUUGCAUCUCUUAUCAAUCGCCUUGGAGAUGAGAGCCCAGGACUGCUUCCGGGGGAAGUCAGAAUGUCAAAACACGGAUCUCUUGACUUUGACCCUGUUUCUUUAGCUAUUCUCCCCAGGACCUUAUCAAAUACACUAGAAGAUUUGUUUGCGAAAAUGUGCGCGAAAGUUCAACCAAGCUCAAUACCAUGCCCACGAAUCCCGCAGUUGGAAAUGAGGCCUUCGAGGAUUCCAGUCCUCCAAACCCAGUCAACACCUUUACUCUACAAGGGACUAAAGACACUGGUAGUGCUCGCCGGGAGAGAUACGUACUAGAACGACUUUGCCUCUUGUCGGCCAUUUUGGAGGGGCGAGAAUAGUGAGGCAGACUUGAUGAAAGACGUACUCAAGUCUAUGCCUUCUAUCGGGGGAAUUGAAACUACUGACUCUAGUUUAUACGCCUACUAUUGCUUUACACCGUCACCUCAACUUUCCGGCAAUGGAUUAGCUAAAGUAA